This is a messenger RNA of Charadrius vociferus (killdeer), 3765 nucleotides long. RefSeq names its product transmembrane 9 superfamily member 2 (gene TM9SF2). The coding region runs from base 1 to 2658 and encodes 885 amino acids. Lineage: Eukaryota; Metazoa; Chordata; Aves; Charadriiformes; Charadriidae. Gene Ontology annotation, biological process: protein localization to membrane. Gene Ontology annotation, cellular component: membrane. The transcript has 22 exons. The record is from RefSeq and is a predicted model, not a curated record.
AUGCCGUCGCCUUCCAGCCAGGUGCCUGCGGCGCCUCGAGCCGGUCACCAUCACCAGCUCUCAGAGAUGACGGCUCGAGGCGUUUUGCGAUGCAAAUUCACGCUUUCUCCGUGCAGUCAAAUGCCCCCUAAGAAAGGAAGUGGGUUCUUCCUUUGUGCAAAACAUGCUCCUGCCCUGCGUGCAGCAGGUGCCGCGCUACAGGAGCGCAACCCAGCUCCACCCGUUUGCACGGCCCCGGUGGCCCCACCAAGCCCAGCGGUGCUGCACCGCACCGCACCCACAGGCGACUGCCCCUUUCGGGUGGGGGCGUGUGAAAAGUCGAGACCCCGGAGCCCAUCAUCUUCCUUCGAUGCUUGUUUUCUGAACCCGCAGAGGCGAACGGCAGCUGCCACCGACAGCUUUUGGGGUUCGUGCCUGGAAACGGAGCGGCUCGGUGGGGAGAGCCGGCUGCCCGGUGCCACUAGAGGUCACCGUCUCAACGAGCUGGCGGAAAUGCCGGUAGCGAUCACCACCGACAUCGAGCAAACCCACUCUCGCUUUCCACGCCGGCACCCUCUGCUGAGCUGCUGCUCUCGUGACGCCGCUUUUUGGGGCGGACCUGGACCUAAAGCCCCGCAUCAGACUGGGGAAUGCCACACGAUCGCCUUCCUCCAGCAGCAUCCCCUCAACCAGUUUUCCCACAUUAACCAGCAGCAAACCGCAAGCCACCAGGCUGUCAAGGAGAGAGCAGCGUCCGACUCCCGCAAUGAAAUGCUUCACCUGGGGAGCCUGCUGAGAGCGAAAUUGAUAAAGGACAGCACCAGCCCAGGCAAUUUCACUCACAGCGGGCACUUGCAGUCUGCAAUUGAGCUGUUUGUGAACAGGCUUGACUCCGUAGAGUCCGUACUUCCCUACGAAUAUACUGCGUUUGAUUUUUGUCAAGCGGAAGGAAAGAAGCGUCCCUCUGAAAACCUUGGCCAAGUAUUGUUUGGAGAGAGGAUAGAACCGUCUCCUUACAGGUUCACAUUCAAAAACAAGGAGACAUGUAAAUCUGUUUGUACGAAAACAUAUGAUACCACAAAGCCAGAAGAUAAACAGAAACUAGACUUCUUGAAAAAAAGUAUGCUACUGAAUUAUCAGCAUCAUUGGAUUGUGGACAACAUGCCUGUGACCUGGUGUUAUGAUGUUGAAGAUGGCCAGAGGUUCUGCAAUCCUGGUUUUCCUAUUGGCUGUUAUAUUACAGAAGACGGCCGUCCAAAAGAUGCCUGUGUUAUUAAUUCAGAAUUUCAUGAAAAAGAUACUUUCUAUAUCUUCAACCACGUUGACAUAAAAAUAUAUUACCACGUUGUGGAAAAUGGAGCUCUGGGAGCAAGACUAGUUGCUGCUAAACUUGAACCAAAAAGUUACAAGCAUACUCAUCCAGACAACCCUGAUUGCUCAGGAGUACCUAUGGAUAUAAGUAAUAAGGCUAAUGGGGAAGUCAAAAUUGCUUACACAUACUCAGUUUCUUUUCAAGAAGAAAAAAGUAUAAGGUGGGCAUCAAGAUGGGAUUAUAUUUUGGAAUCCAUGCCUCACACUCACAUUCAAUGGUUUAGUAUUAUGAAUUCCUUGGUGAUUGUCCUCUUUCUGUCUGGAAUGGUGGCUAUGAUUAUGCUGAGGACGCUGCAUAAAGACAUUGCAAGAUACAAUCAGAUGGAUUCCACUGAAGAUGCUCAAGAAGAAUUUGGCUGGAAACUGGUUCAUGGUGAUAUUUUCAGGCCCCCAAGAAAAGGAAUGCUGUUGUCCGUUUUUCUAGGCUCUGGCACACAGAUCUUAAUAAUGACUUUUGUUACCCUGUUUUUUGCUUGCCUGGGAUUUUUGUCACCUGCCAACCGGGGAGCUCUCAUGACCUGUGCUGUAGUUUUGUGGGUACUGCUUGGAACUCCAGCUGGUUAUGUUGCUGCCAGAUUCUACAAAUCAUUUGGAGGUGAAAAAUGGAAAACAAAUGUCCUGCUGACAUCAUUCCUUUGUCCUGGAAUUGUGUUUGCAGAUUUUUUUAUCAUGAACCUCAUUCUCUGGGGAGAAGGCUCUUCAGCAGCUAUUCCGUUUGGUACUUUGGUUGCUAUUUUGGCACUCUGGUUUUGCAUAUCUGUACCGCUGACGUUUAUUGGUGCCUAUUUUGGUUUUAAGAAAAACGCUAUUGAACACCCUGUUCGCACAAAUCAAAUUCCUCGUCAGAUUCCUGAGCAAUCAUUCUAUACAAAGCCAUUACCUGGCAUUAUCAUGGGAGGGAUUCUACCUUUUGGAUGUAUCUUUAUACAGUUGUUCUUUAUUCUGAAUAGUAUUUGGUCUCACCAAAUGUAUUACAUGUUUGGCUUCCUGUUUCUGGUAUUCAUUAUUUUGGUUAUUACAUGUUCUGAGGCUACAAUAUUGCUCUGCUACUUCCAUCUAUGUGCAGAGGACUAUCACUGGCAGUGGCGUUCAUUUCUCACUAGUGGUUUCACUGCAGUUUAUUUCCUAAUAUAUGCAAUACAUUAUUUUUUUUCCAAACUGCAAAUCACAGGAACAGCUAGCACUAUUUUAUAUUUUGGUUAUACCAUGAUUAUGGUUUUGAUCUUCUUCCUUUUUACAGGGACAAUUGGAUUCUUUGCAUGCUUUUGGUUUGUAACCAAAAUAUACAGCGUGGUGAAAGUUGACUGAAGAACUGUAAAGAAUUAACACAGAGGAGGUUUAAUCUUCAUUAACGUAACUUAAAGACCUGGUCUAGUUGAUGAACUUCGGCUUUAUCAGAAGUAUUGGCUUCCUGUUCUUUGAGAAUGAUACUGAAUAUGCAGCUGCCCCAAACACUUUUUCCACUAACAGUUUGUAUUGUGACUUAACAACCUGGUUUCAUUCAGAUCUUAAUGAAGAUCAGAGUUACGGUAUUUAUGCAUUUGUAAAUACAACUAUACUUUAAAAGAAUUGUUAAAUUCUAAUGGCAGAAUAGAAGUGGCUGUAUUACACAACUUAAUGAUACUUCUGAUCAAAGUACAACUGUAAAUAGGUUUUUCUAGCUUGGUAGGUGGGAUGAAUUAUUUUUCUUUGAGGGAAAUGAGAACUUUUUAUUAUGCUGACUUUGAAGGAUGACUCUUAAGAAGUGUUGCUUUUAGUUUGGAUGUGAUUUUUAUUUUUUACUGGUGUUACGUCCACAAAUAUUCUGAUUUCUGUGACUUCAUUAGUUUCGGUGUUCUUGGCCUUUUAAACUAUGUGCCUCUGAGUCCUUGAAUUUAUAAAUUCAUAAUCUAAUAAAUAUUGUAAAAAUGUCUUCAGUGGCUCAUUACAUAUUAUAAGUUCAUAAAAAUAUGUAAAUACAAUUAUAUUGAAGAUCAAUGCUUAAAGUUUGCAUAGAGUAUUUUAUGGCAUUUUCUAUGGUUUAAUGUAUAUUGACACACUCUUAGAUCUGCAAGAAAUGUUAUUUGUGCUACAUGGCUAUAACACAGAAAUGUGAUUGUGGCGCAUGAGAAUUAAAUUAUACACACAUUUAACAAAACCACUCUGCAGCAUUAAUCCAGUCCUUAACCCAGAUACGUUUUCAGAGAUUGCUAUGGAAUUGUCAGUAUGUUGAGAAGAUCUUAUAACGCACGAGUCAGCAUUCUCUGCUGAUCUUGCUUUUAAAAGAUCUCAAUGAUGCAUAUUCUAUAUGGCAACUGCUGCCGAUUGUACUUAAUGUAGGUUAAAAAAUGAAAGAAAACUACUAUUUUUGCCUUAAGAGACUAAUGUCGAUUUUUGGAUGACUAGCAUUAAACCUGUAUUUGCUCUUUUGGAAAA